This is a messenger RNA of Odontomachus brunneus, 2292 nucleotides long. RefSeq names its product ubiquitin carboxyl-terminal hydrolase 14 (gene Usp14). Gene Ontology annotation, molecular function: protein binding; proteasome binding; cysteine-type deubiquitinase activity. Bases 174 to 1655 code for a protein of 493 amino acids. The transcript has 6 exons. NCBI's taxonomy places the organism in Eukaryota, Metazoa, Arthropoda, Insecta, Hymenoptera, Formicidae. The record is from RefSeq and is a predicted model, not a curated record. Gene Ontology annotation, biological process: proteasome-mediated ubiquitin-dependent protein catabolic process; protein deubiquitination; regulation of proteasomal protein catabolic process.
AUUGUGGUAAAUUCUUCGUAGCGACACACACACAAGGUACUCAAGAAGUGCCGCGAACCUGACUUGGCACUUUGCGGUUAAUUAUAAUUGUUAUUAUAAAAAAGUCUCGUGUAAAAAUUCAAUAUUACUGGUGCGGCGUAUUCGUCUACUGCAGUCAUAUACGACGAAUAAACAUGCCUCAAUAUAUAAUUAAAGUGAAAUGGGGCAAAGAACUCUUUUCUAAUGUAGAAGUGAAUACUGAAGAGGAACCGAUGUUAUUCAAGGCACAGCUUUUUGCCCUGACCGGAGUUCAACCAGGGAGACAGAAAGUCAUGCUGAAAGGAAUGACAUUGAAGGAUGAUGAUUGGGGCAAUCUAACACUGAAAGAUGGUGUCACGGUACUUAUGAUGGGUUCCAAAGAAGAAGAUGUACCUACAGAACCAACAGAGAAGCCGCUAUUCUUGGAGGACAUGAAUGAAGCUGAGUUAGCUACAGCUUUAGAUUUACCAGCUGGUUUACUCAAUCUAGGAAACACGUGCUAUCUGAAUGCAACGGUGCAAUGUUUAAAGAGUGUACCCGAGUUGCGAGAAUCUUUGAAAAUGUUCCCAGGUGGUUGGGCGGCAGCUGCGACUCUGUCGUUACCUGCACAGAGUAUAACAGCGGCUUUGAGAGAUUUGUAUGACAAUAUGGAUAGGGGGACGUCUAGAGCUCCUCUUGUUUUGGUUCAAAUGUUGCAUUUAGCCUUCCCGAGAUUCGCGGAGAAAACCGAGCAAGGCGUGUUUCAGCAGCAAGAUGCUAAUGAAUGUUGGACAGAGUUGAUCAGGAUGUUACAACAGAAAUUACCUGCGAAGGAUAAUCCAGAUGUAGCCGAAAAUGAUACUGAAGCUUCCAAACCACAAUCAUUCAUCGAACAAUAUUUUGGUGGCAUAUUUGACUUUGAAUUGAAAUGCAUCGAAUCCGAAGAUGAACCAGCAACUACUGGGAAGGAAGAAUUCUUGCAGCUGAGUUGUUUCAUUUCGACCGAUGUCAAACACAUGUACUUUGGACUUAGAAACAAAAUGCAAGAGCAAAUCACAAAAAUGUCCCCGACACUCGGAAGAAAUGCCGUUUACACAAAAACGUCAAAAAUUAGCAGGCUACCAGCGUAUUUAACUAUACAGUUCGUACGAUUUUACUACAAGGAGAAGGAAGCGAUUAAUGCGAAAAUUUUAAAAGAUGUUAAAUUUCCUCUGGAAUUUGACGCUUUUGAAUUAUGCAGUCCCGAGUUGCAAAACAAACUCACUCCAAUGCGUGAAAAAUUUAAAGAAUACGAAGAUUCCAUGAUGGAGGAAUGUAAUGCGAAGGAUAAAAAGGAUAAAGAAGACAGUACAAAGAAGAAAAUGAAGCAAGAGCCAUUCUGGUUUAAGAACGAUCUGGGCUCGAACAAUAGCGGCUACUAUAAAUUACAAGCAGUUUUGACGCACAGAGGACGUUCCAGCAGCAGCGGUCAUUACGUCGGUUGGGUACGGCAAAAGGGUGACACGUGGAUGAAAUGCGACGACGACGUUGUCACGGCCGUCACCAGCGAGGAAGUUCUGAAACUCAGCGGAGGCGGUGAUUGGCAUUGCGCCUACGUUCUUCUGUACGGUCCGAGAAUUCUAGAAAUACCUGAUACGGAGAACAACAGCGAGGCUUAACUGUCAUAAUGAUCCAUUUAAAACGAUGAAGAAAAAUACGCUAGACAAGAAAUCGCUUGCGUUGCUAGCUCUGUAUGAAUACCCACUUGUUUUUUAUUGACUAAUAUGACGGUGUCGUUAAAGCAUCGUUCCUGUGCUACAAUGUUAUCUCAUGUGCAGGCAAUAUUUGUAAUUUGAAUAAUAUCUUCAAGGACACAAACGAAUAACUUUGUUUAGAGUUUGGCUGUGUUUGAGAGCGCUGCGUCGCGCGUUGCAUUAUAAUGUACAGGAUGUGCUGCUCAUAUAUGUAUGUCAUAAAAAAGUCACAUAUUCUACACAAAAAACGAAAAGUCCUUUAGGCUGGGAACACAGUAAAACAUAAGCAGUAAGUAAAUUGAUUAACCACAGUUGAUGAUUCUUUUUACAGUUAAAGAAUAACAAAUUGUGACUGGUCAAUUUUCUUAUUGCUUGUUUUUUGUGUCCAGACCUUUGCAGUUUUUGGAUAUUUAGAUAUUAGUCUAGCAAAAAACUACCGAGUGUGAACUAUAGUGUUUAAUGGGAGAAAUUAUUUAAGCUUCACUUUGCGCAAUAUCUAUCAAUGUUAAAAAUAAUGUAAUGUUAAAAACUAACUUUUCGACUAAAUCUUUUUUGCAGAAUA